AUGCGCUCCUCUUUCUCACUGUGCCUACUAGGCUUCACCGCAUCGAUAGUGGCAGCCACACAAUCAGUCACUGCACAGCAAGAUGGGACUGCCCUCGGCGAGACCGUUCAUCACGCUCGACCAGAAGCCAGUACGCCGGUGACAAACCUGCAAGGCGCUUACCCAGCAGUCGUCAUUAAAGGGACACCAGCUGUCACAAUCGCCGAUCACGCAAAAAGAAAAGGCGGCGACACCGAACGUUAUAUGAUGGUUCCAGAUGACUCGAAACUCAGAGUGCAGGCCGACGUUGAGAAGAUGACAAUGAAAAAUGUUCACGCAAUCAACAAAAGAGCCUCCGGAAGCGAAGCAUCAGGACAUGCUGGCCCAGGAAAUAUUGGCACCGAUAAUGUUGGUGCUGGAAAUACUGGUGUUGAUAACAUUGGAAUUGAUAAUACUGGCGCCAGCAACACGGGCACCAACAACGAUGGGUCUAGUAAUACUGGAACCAGUAACACCGGCACCAGCAACAGCGGUACUAGUAACAACGGCUCUAGCAACACUGGCACCAGCAACACCGGCACCAGCAAUUCUGGGACAAGCAACACCGGCACCAGCAACAGCGGCACCAGCAACACUGGCACCAGUAACACCGGCACCAGCAACAGCGGUACUAGUAACAACGGCUCUAGCAACACUGGCGCCAGCAAUUCUGGCACCAGCAACACCGGCACCAGUAACACUGGCACUAGCAACAGCGGUACUAGUAACGACGGCUCUAGCAACACUGGCACCAGCAACAGCGGCACCAGCAACACCGGCACCAGUAACACUGGCACCAGUAACAGCGGCACCAGCAACACCGGCACCAGCAACAGCGGUACUAGUAACAACGGCUCUAGCAACACUGGCACCAGCAACACCGGCACCAGCAAUUCUGGGACAAGCAACACCGGCACCAGCAACAGCGGCACCAGCAACACCGGCACCAGUAACAGCGGCACCAGCAACACCGGCACCAGCAACAGCGGUACUAGUAACGACGGCUCUAGCAACACUGGCACCAGCAACACCGGCACCAGUAACACCGGCACCAGCAAUUCUGGGACAAGCAACACCGGCACCAGCAAUUCUGGGACAAGCAAUAGCGGCACCAGCAACACCGGCACCAGUAACAAUGGAGCCGGCAAUACUGGUGCAGGGAACAACGGCAGCGAUAAUAGCGGCUCUGGUAACUCUGGUGCUAGCAACACUGGAUCCAACAACACCGGCUCCAGCAACUCAGGGUCUGGCAACUCAGGAACUACCAACACCGGCUCUGAUAAUACCGGCUCUGCAAACACUGGAUCUGGCAACUCAGGAACUGCCAACACCGGUUCUGCCAAUUCAGGCUCUGCCAACACCGGCUCAUCCAACACCGGCUCAUCUAACACCGGCUCAUCCAACACCGGCUCAUCUAACACCGGCUCAUCCAACACCGGCUCUGAUAAUACCGGCUCUUCCAACACCGGCUCUGAUAAUACCGGCUCUGCCAACACCGGCUCUGCAAACACCGGCUCUUCCAAUUCAGGGUCUGCCAACACCGGCUCUGCUAAUUCAGGGUCUGCCAACACCGGCUCCGCCAAUACAGGGUCUGGUAAUACCGGCUCUUCCAACACCGGCUCUGCGAACACCGGCUCUGCGAACACCGGCUCUGCGAACACCGGCUCUGAUAAUACCGGCUCUGCAAACACUGGAUCUGGUAACUCAGGAACUACCAACACCGGCUCUGCCAACACCGGCUCUGAUAAUACCGGCUCUUCCAACACCGGCUCUUCUAACGCCGGUUCUGCCAACACCGGCUCUGCCAACACCGGCUCUGAUAAUACCGGCUCUGCAAACACUGGAUCUGGCAACACCGGCUCUUCCAAUUCAGGGUCUGCCAACACAGGCUCUGCCAACACCGGCUCUGAUAAUACCGGCUCUUCCAACACCGGCUCUUCUAACGCCGGUUCUGCCAACACCGGCUCUGCCAACACCGGCUCUGAUAAUACCGGCUCUGCAAACACUGGAUCUGGUAACUCAGGAACUGCCAACACCGGCUCUUCCAACACCGGCUCUUCCAACACCGGCUCUGAUAAUACCGGCUCUGCAAACACUGGAUCUGGCAACACCGGCUCUUCCAAUUCAGGGUCUGCCAACACCGGCUCUUCCAACACCGGCUCUGAUAAUACCGGCUCUACAAACACUGGAUCUGGCAACUCAGGAACUGCCAACACCGGCUCUUCCAAUUCAGGGUCUGCCAACACCGGCUCUGCCAACAUCGGCUCUGAUAAUACCGGCUCUGCAAACACUGGAUCUGGUAACUCAGGAACUGCCAACACCGGCUCUUCCAAUUCAGGGUCUGCCAACACCGGCUCUUCCAACACCGGCUCUGAUAAUACCGGCUCUGCAAACACUGGAUCUGGCAACACCGGCUCUUCCAAUUCAGGGUCUGCCAACACAGGCUCUGCCAACACCGGCUCUGAUAAUACCGGCUCUUCCAACACCGGCUCUUCUAACGCCGGUUCUGCCAACACCGGCUCUGCCAACACCGGCUCUGAUAAUACCGGCUCUGCAAACACUGGAUCUGGUAACUCAGGAACUGCCAACACCGGCUCUUCCAACACCGGCUCUUCCAACACCGGCUCUUCCAACACCGGCUCUUCCAACACCGGCUCUUCCAACACCGGCUCUGCAAACACUGGAUCUGGCAACACCGGCUCUUCCAAUUCAGGGUCUGCCAACACCGGCUCAUCUAACACCGGCUCUUCCAACACCGGCUCUGAUAAUACCGGCUCUUCCAACACUGGAUCUGGCAACUCAGGAACUGCCAACACCGGCUCUUCCAAUUCAGGGUCUGCCAACACCGGCUCUGCCAACAUCGGCUCUGAUAAUACCGGUUCCGCAAACAUUGGAUCUAGUAACUCAGGAACUGCCAACACCGGCUCUUCCAACACCGGCUCUGAUAAUACCGGCUCUUCCAACACUGGAUCUGGCAACUCAGGAACUGCCAACACCGGCUCUGAUAAUACCGGCUCUUCCAACACUGGAUCUGGCAACUCAGGAACUGCCAACACCGGCUCUUCCAACACCGGCUCUGAUAAUACCGGCUCUUCCAACACUGGAUCUGGCAACUCAGGAACUGCCAACACCGGCUCUUCCAAUUCAGGGUCUGCCAACACCGGCUCUGCAAACACCGGCUCUUCCAACACCGGCUCUUCCAACACCGGCUCUGAUAAUACCGGCUCUGCAAACACUGGAUCUGGCAACACCGGCUCUUCCAAUUCAGGGUCUGCCAACACCGGCUCUGCCAACAUCGGCUCUGAUAAUACCGGCUCUUCCAACACUGGAUCUGGCAAUUCAGGGACUGCUAACACCGGCUCUGGCAAUGCCGGCUCUGAUAAUAUCGGUACUGCUAAUUCAGGAACUGAUAACAUCGGCUCUAGUAAUACUGGAUCUGGCAACACUGGGUCCGGCAAUUCAGGGUCUGCUAAUACCGGUACCGGUAACACUGGAUCUGAUAAUUCGGGCACUGGAAACACUGGCACUGGAAAUGUGGGCACCAACAAUGUCGGUGAAGGGAAUGUCGGUUCUGGAAACAUUGGCGUUGGCAAUAUUGGCAGCGGCAACACAGGUUCUGGGAAUACAGGUACUGGGCUCACAGGCUCCGGAAAGACGGGAACAGAAAGUUCAAGUUCAGGAAGCUCUGGAUCGAAUGUCUCCACGACUGGAAGCUCGAGCGGUAACAGUCCAAACGCCUCAAACACUGGUAACGCGAACGGUACCAAUGAUCCUAGUGGUCAGGAUGAUGAUAGCGCAGAAAACCCCGAUGGGAGUGACACGUUACUGGCGUCAAGUGCAGGAAACGGCCCGAAUUCACAAGCGUCCUCAGACCCCUUAUCCGACGCCAGCGCGCUGAUUCUGUCCGCCACUGCAAUGACCACGAUACCUGGAAGCCUAACUACCACCAUCGUCAACCCGACGGUGACUAUCGAGAUUUCUCCGGACGCUGUUACAAUUGUGUCCACACGAAGAUCUGUCAUUGGUACUACAUCCACAGUCACUGGAACCCCUGCAACUUCUCUCAAAGUGUUCGACAUUGCGGAGAAGACCACCGCGGAAACAGCAAUAACUAUCGUUCACGUCACCGCCACUCGAGCAGCGGUUGAAGCAACCGCCACAUUGACCAAAACCAUUGCGAUCACGAACGUUCAGGCUCCCAUUUUGGCUGCGUCGCCGACUGGCCCGGCAGUGACCACGGUGGUGGGGAAUGCAACUUUCACCCACGUACUAGCGCCGACAACCGUGACUGUAAAUAUUACAGUAGCACGAACUCAAUGGUCUACCGCAACUAUGAGUUGCACGCCGAAGCAGCAUAAGCGUGGAGUGCACCAGCCUCGGUCUUUCAUAACUCGACGAUCUGCCAACACUCGCUCUACCAUUACCAAAUACGUGGCAACUUCAACGGUUAGUGUGCCAAAUGCGGUUCAGACUAUCACUAGUCCGAUUACCAAGACGCAGACUCUCGAGGCAAAAACCAUCACCGUCUUUGUAACCUCGACGAUGACAAAUGUCGUCAUUACGACCGUGCCUAAUGGUACCAUCACGUUCACUAGCACAAGAACUGCUAGUGAACAGGGUAGCAAAUCAGGUCCCGUCCCUCUGGAAGUCGCUACAAAGACAAUCGAGGUCACUGCAGCACCGACGACAUUCACUACCACCGUCACCAAGACUAUCUCUACAGGCUCACAACCCACGUCAUAUAUGUCGACAGUACAGAUGGUGACGUCGACACGGACUCCCUCAGUCACAGUCACCUCACAAGAGACCAUUGUAUCUACUCGAUCUGUUACAGUGAUAUCAACCGGUGUCGUAACGCAGGUGGCAGCCAACGCCCCCAUCUGCACUUUUUGA
Molecule: messenger RNA, 4911 nt
Organism: Penicillium diatomitis
Lineage: Eukaryota; Fungi; Ascomycota; Eurotiomycetes; Eurotiales; Aspergillaceae
Product: beta strand repeat-containing protein
Exons: 1
Coding region: 1-4911 (1636 amino acids)
Molecular function (GO): biotin binding
Source: RefSeq, a predicted model, not a curated record